UUCACAUUAUGAAUGAACAACAAGGUGUCCCACCGGAAGACGCUUAAUAUCAACGUUUUCACACCAGCGUGACAUUUCUGCCUUUGGAUUUAGCCUUCCAAAAUAUUAUUCUGCUGUUGAACUUGCACUUGAACUUCAUGAAUGUAAUGACAGCUUCGUUGUCAAGUGAGGAUGAGGCGGCCGGCACGCGAAGCGCCCGGUGUUGUGCUAACAGCAGCUAGCCGUUAUUUUAUUAUGAGCAGCUGAAUGACAGUCACGACGAUGCGGGACAAGGAGGAGCAAGGGCAGGUGUGCCACAGCAGUGAAACUCAGCUGGUUACAGCCGGCUGACUCAGACCAAGCUGCCCAGCACCGUCCAGGCUCAGAGAGGCAGGAGCCAUGAAGGAGGAGGAGGAGGAGGAGGAGAGGAGCGAGUGUGGAGCUGAGCCUCUGUUUGAGGACCCUGACUUCCCCCCUGGUGACACCUCGCUGUUCUCUGAGCGCUCCACACCCAUCGCAAAGCUGCAGGGAGAAAUCACCUGGAGACGCCCACAGGAGAUUUGCCUGUCUCCAUCUCUCUUUCCUGAAAACAUCAACCUGGGUCAUGCAAAGCAGGGUUUAUUAGGAGAUUGCUGGUUUCUCUGUGCCUGCACCGUCUUGCUCAAGAAUAAACACCUAAUGAACAAGGUGUUGCCCCCAGACCAGCCUCAGUGGGAUGACCGCAGGUACAGGGGCGCCUUCCAGUUUCACUUUUGGCAGCAGGGCCACUGGACAGAGGUGACCAUUGACGACCGCCUGCCCUGCAUCAACUCUUCUCUGUGCUUCUCCCGCUGUCAGGACCCCACUGCCUUCUGGGUCGCUCUGCUGGAGAAAGCCUACGCCAAGGUCCAUGGCUCAUACGAGCGGCUGUGGGCAGGGCAGGUGUCUGAGGCCCUGGUGGACUUGACCGGGGGUUUGGCAGAGCGCUGGAACCUGGGAGACGGAGGGUCAGAGGAGGAGCAGGGACCAGAGCAUGACAGUGAUCGGGUCAGGAGGAGCAGGCUGGACCUGAACCUGCUGCACCCUGUGAAAGAUAGCUGUGUGCUCAGCUGCUCCACUCACAGCAGCCCUGGAGGUGCCAGUGAGCUGGGUCAGUACCACGCUCUGACUGUGAUGGAGUGGCUGGAUGUGAAGACCGUGUCAGGAGGACAGGUGUGCCUGCUGAGGAUCAGAAACCCCUGGGGAAGAUGUUGCUGGGGAGGGGCCUGGAUAGGGAGCGGGGCAGGAUGGGCUUCUGUCAGUCCUGCCUGUGCUGUGGAGCUACAGGGCAGGACGGCCGUGGGUGAGUUCUGGUUGGACGAGGCUGAAUUCCUGUCCCAUUUUGAUGAUGUCACAGUGGGCUACCCCAUCAGUGAAGAGGGACACCUAAAGAGCAUCUAUACUGGAAAGCUGUUGAAACACAGCCAUCAGCUGGUGGGACGGUGGAUAAAAGGGCACUCCGCUGGUGGUUCUCGCAACAGCAGCAGCUACAGCAGCAACCCCAAGUUCUGGCUCAAAGUGUGCGAGAGAGGAGAGGUGCUGGCAUCCCUGCUGCAGCGUAGGAAAUGCAGAAACACGGAGCAGCAUGCACAAACACCACCUGAGGACAGCAGGAACACAAAGCACCAGCACCACCAGGCUAUCGCUCUGCACAUGUGGAAGGUGGAGAAGAGGCGUUUUAACCUCAGCCGGAUGUUGAGCAAGCCUCCCUGCGCUUCUACACACUGCCAUGCCUAUGAGAGAGAGGUGGUUCUCCAUGGGCAGCUGGAGCCCGGCUACUACCUGCUGAUCCCCAGUACCUUCCUACCAGGAGCUGAGGCCCGCUUUCUCAUCAGGGUCUUUUCCUCCUCGCCCACUUCCCUCAGUGCCCUGAAAACCCCAGGUCCCUCACUGCCGUCAGCGACAGAUGGAGAGUGGGAGACCAGUUACUUUCGUGGCACGUGGGUGGUGGGAACGAACGCUGGAGGAAGCAGGAACUUCCUCUCUCACUGGCAGAACCCCUGUUUCCCAUUUAACGUGUGCAAUGACUCAGAAAAGACAUCAGGAGUUAAUGUCAGGAUUACCCUGCGCCAGAACCUCCCGGAUACUGACCUGCACCCGAUUGGCUUCCACGUCUACAGGGUCCCAGAAGGGGUUCCUGAUGCGACAUUACCCAGGGAUGAGGAUCCUGUGGCCAGUUGUGUCCCGCACUGCUACACCCAGGACGUCAGCCUGUCCUGCAGCCUUCCUCCUGGAGCUUAUGCCAUAGUUCCCUCCACAUAUCAGCCUGACUGUCCAGGCAACUUCACCCUCACCCUAGCUCGCAGAAUACACAGGAAGGUGGUGAAAAGUCAGGAGAGGCUUGGGAGAGCCAUUCAAGAGGUCUCUCACAUCUCUGUGAUGCGUAGCUAGUUCUGGGACUGUGUCACUGCUCCGCUAACGUCGGCUCACCUCUUCGUGCCUCUUGGCCCAUGAUGAAAGAACCAGUUCAGUCCACAGAGGGUGUGUGUCUUUGUGUGUGUUUGGGUGUGUGUGUGUGUGUGUGUGUGUGUGUGUGUGUGUGUGUCUGUGUUCCACUGGUGGCUGAGAAGGCAGGCAGCUAGAUUUAGUGGGAAUGUUUGUGUCAGGACUCGUAGAAACCCCUUUAUCCUGAACCGGUGAGGCUCAGGGCUGAUGAGCAGCCACACACUCAUCGGCGAUUAGGACAUCAGAGGUUGUCGGUGGGCUGGGCUGCUAAUGAAGGAUGACGGGGCUGGCUGGUGUAAACAAACAGCCGCCAUUGAAGAGGCCCGCCGCUGCCCUUGCUCGUCCACUCACUGGUGUGCCUGCCGGCCUAGAACAA
Molecule: messenger RNA, 2818 nt
Organism: Myripristis murdjan (pinecone soldierfish)
Lineage: Eukaryota; Metazoa; Chordata; Actinopteri; Holocentriformes; Holocentridae
Gene: capn10
Product: calpain 10
Exons: 13
Coding region: 379-2388 (669 amino acids)
Biological process (GO): proteolysis
Cellular component (GO): cytoplasm
Molecular function (GO): calcium-dependent cysteine-type endopeptidase activity
Source: RefSeq, a predicted model, not a curated record